This is a messenger RNA of Vanessa tameamea, 2373 nucleotides long. It is a transcript of the gene Rbfox1, whose product is annotated as RNA binding protein fox-1 homolog 3. Bases 355 to 1662 code for a protein of 435 amino acids. Gene Ontology annotation, cellular component: cytoplasm; nucleus. The record is from RefSeq and is a predicted model, not a curated record. Gene Ontology annotation, molecular function: mRNA binding. Gene Ontology annotation, biological process: nervous system development; regulation of alternative mRNA splicing, via spliceosome. The transcript is spliced from 14 exons. NCBI's taxonomy places the organism in Eukaryota, Metazoa, Arthropoda, Insecta, Lepidoptera, Nymphalidae.
CAUCCGAGCCCAUUCGGAAUAUCGUCUCAUCUCUUUCUCACAGAUGGCGGUUCGCAUGGGUUCGUUAAGUCGCCGCCACGCGCGCCUGUUCGUUGUUGCACAUCGACGUCAACCGCUUUCAGUGCUAUAGCGCGUUCCUCCGCGCUAUAUCUACAUAACCUAAAAAUUUACAAAUUGUUCAUAUUUCACUGUUAAUAUAUUUAAUACUCAUGAUUACCUCGAGUUUAUAAAAGUUGUGGUGUGAAGUUAACGCCCAGUCGAGUGGCGUUCGUUGAGUGUAUUUUUGUGAAACACAAAGUAAAUAUAAACGGCAAGCUGUGGGGUUCAGGGGCCUUUUUUUUGCCGCCGCAGGGGAUGUACUAUCCUCUUCAUUUGUUUCAGGUGAGUAACGGCAAUGUCAUCGAUACAGGAACACCUACCCUACUGCACAUGGUGGGCACGGGGAUGGCGGCCCCGUUCCCGGCGGCGGCGGCAGCUGCGGCAGCUGCGGCACAGUUCGCAGCCAACGGGGACCUCAGCGGAGUGAAGGCGGAGAGCGGUCCCACGGCACCGCCACAGCCCACACUCGUCAAAAGUGAAGGCCCGCCGUCACAAGCGCCUCUUCCAACAAACAAUUUUUCACCGCAACCAUCUUCGCAGGCACAUACACAAAAUGCACUAGAAAAUCAAAAUAAUAAUUCACAAAGCGAAGGAGAGUCGAACGAGGAGAGCACGCCCGUGAGCGUGGCGGCGGCCGUGGCGCAGCAGGCGGCGGCGGCGCACGCGGCGGCGGCGGCCGUAAGCGCGGCCGUGGCGGCGGGCGCCGCGCCGCCCGCGCCGCCCGACAAGACCCUCGUGCCCGUCUCGCAGGCCUCGCAGCCCAAGCGACUCCAUGUCUCCAACAUCCCCUUCAGAUUCAGAGAUCCAGACCUUAGAAACAUGUUCGGGCAAUAUGGCACAAUACUUGAUGUAGAAAUUAUCUUCAACGAACGAGGUUCAAAGGGAUUCGGUUUUGUAACAUUCGCAAAUAGUGGUGAUGCGGAGCGAGCACGAGAGCGUCUACACGGCACCGUGGUUGAGGGCAGAAAGAUAGAGGUUAAUAACGCUACAGCGAGAGUGCAGACGAAGAAAUCGCCAGCGGUUCCCAACGUGUGUGUCCAGUGGCCCGAAGCUCCCGCGGCGGCGUUGCGCGGCGCGGCCGUGCUGCGCGGUCGCUCCCCGCGCCCCCCCGCCGCCGCGCCGGCGCACCCCCACCCCCUCCAACCCGCCGUGAUGCCUCGCGCUGCCGCAUACGCCUCGCCGUUGCACGCCUACGCACCUGUGUAUUACGACCCGUUCUUAGCAGCAGCUGCCACUGCGGACUCCAACUACAGACUCCAGGCGGCGAAGCCCGCAGCCGAGGCCGCAGCGGCGGCAGCGGCGGCGGCGGCGCCCCUGCUCAAGUCCCCGCUGACGACGGCGCAGCACGCGGCGGCGGCGGCGGCGGCCGCCAACUACGGCGCGGCCGCGCGCGCCGCCGCCGCCGCCGUCAACGCGGCGCCCGCGCCCGCCGCGCUCGCGCCCCUCGCCGCCACGUACGGACGGGAGUAUGCAGACCCGUAUUUAGGCCACGGUAUUGGACCAGUGACAGGAUAUGGGACUGCCGUCUACAGAAGCGGAUACAACAGAUUCGCGCCAUACUAAGCCAGUGGAACAAAGUAGGAUUUUAUUACUCGAAUAUGAAAACUUCGUCAUCUUUACGUAACAUGACAAUGAACUCUCUUUGUAAACGUACAAAAAUUAAUUAUAGGUAUCAGUAAUAAUAGUGCUAGCCGAGUACUGUCUAAGUAAGCUUGGAUAGCAGUCGUCAAGAGUCCAACUAGGCCCGUCGGGCCAGGAACUUAUAAAUACCAAAGUCAUUAAAAUUUCUAACAGAAAUAGUUUAUUAAGUUGAACUGUAUUGUAAAUUACGUGGGAAAUGCAUAUACAAGUGCGAGCAGCUAACGGAAAUGCAGUCGUUCUUAGAUAUUUGUAAGAGUUGCACGAUGUUGUGCCGACACGUUGUUGAUGUGCGGCCUCUUAGAGUAGUUGUUACAUUCAUACUAUUGACAAUAGACAAAUUCAUGUAACGAUAUAUUUAGUGAGCUUUGCACUUGCAUAUCAUAUAAAAAUUGUAAAUAUUGAAUUCGAACACGUUUUACUAAUUUUACAACAUACUCUUAAUUUAAUAAAUGAUUAUUUUAACGCUUCCACUGCGAGUAGUUCGCCGGACAACAUUCGAAUAGAGUGGUUAGCACCUAGACAGACACACACACACACACACACACACACACACACACACACACACACACACACACACACACACACACACACACACACGCACACACACACACACACACACACACAGCCAUACAC